GGGGCCUUCUACGGCGCUGAUCUCCCUGUCCGGUAAGAUGGUAUAAUUCCAGGUCCGGGCCAGGUCCAGGUCGAUUAAGCCUGCAGCAUGCCGUAACCCCACGGGAUAUCGAUCAAAUACGACUGAGUGAUGUGAUUAACUUUCGUGCUUGUUACCUAUGCCCCCCGCUCGGGCCUGUUGGGGCAGAUCCUACUCCGGCCCCUAGUCGGCGGUAUUCAGAGUAUUUGAUGCCCGCUCCAGCCUCUCUUCCGAGAGUCUUGUUGUUUCCCCAUCCUUGACCACUGGAGCCAAGGCUGUGUACGCUCUAAGCAGGAGAGGUCGACGCGGUCUGCGCCAACGUCAAGAUGAGAUCUCAAUCUCUCGCAGCGGCUGUUCUGGCUGCCGUGCCCAGCGUCUUGGGCAUUACGCCGGAGCUUAUGCUUUCCGCAAAUCGCUACGGCGUCGCGGCACCGAAUCCCAGUGGUGAAUUCGCCAUCUAUACGGUUUCGAACUAUUCGUUCGAGACCGGUAGGAGGUCCUCGCAGUGGAACAGGCUCGAUCUGAAGACUGGCGAGAUCUCCCUCUGGCAUGCCGGCUCGGGCAUCUCGGAAGUGGUGUUCGUCGGGCCCACCCCUUCAAGCAUAAUUUAUAUCAACGGCACCAAUGCCGAGGAUGAUGGCGGCAUCAGCUUGUACUCGGCGGAUGCCAAUGCCCUUGGCGAUGCCAAGUUGAUCGCAUCCCUCCCUGCACCGUAUUCCGGUCUCAAGGCCGUCCAAACACCGUCUGGCGAGAUCCACUUCCUCGUGUACACCAAAGCUUACCCUAACGGUACGGCCUACAAUUCCGCGUUAGCAAGCACGCCCUCGAGUACGGGGAGGACCUAUAGCUCGAUCUACGUCCGGCAUUGGGAUACCUGGCUUGGACAGGAGAAGAACGCCGUAUUCGGAGGCGUGCUGAAGCCGAACUACGGCUCCUACACGUUUUCCGGCGAGCUCACAAACUACGUUACCGGCAUCUGCGACGUAAUCUGUGCCGAGUCCCCCUAUGACCAGAGCGAUGAUAGCGACUACGAUAUCUCUCCCGACGGUUCCACGGUCGUCUUCCUAACAAAGGACACCACGCUUCCCGCGGCGAACUAUACCACAAACGUCAUCUACAAGGUGCCGUUCAACGGUACAGUCGACGACGCCGUCCCGAUCAACGCACGGGGCACGACCAAGUACCCCGCCGCACAGGGUGCGGCCACGAGCCCGAGGUUCUCUCCCUCGGGAAAGCAAAUCGCGUACUUCCAGAUGAACGGGAUCUACUAUGAGUCAGAUCGCAACAUCCUAUAUGUUGCUAACGCAGACUCGGAUGACUUCAAUGUGACAGCACUUGCGCAGAACUGGGACCGGUCACCCGGUGCACUGGCGUGGGCGGCGGACUCGAACAGCAUCUUCGUUGCAGCCCCCGAUCUGGGUCGACAGCGCGUCUUCCCCAUCCCUCUGACUGCCGACGAAUCGUACGUGCCUACGAACAUCACAAACGAGGGUGUAGCCUCCGGUUUCUACGUCUUGCCCGACAACUCUCUGCUGGUGUCCGAUUCCAAGAUCUGGACUAGCCGUGACAUCUAUGCCGUCACGUCGGAGGGCAAGGUAACCCAGACCUACUUCCAGGCUAACCUGGUUGACCCUGGCCUUGCCGGACUCGGGCCCGAGGACGUAUCGGAGUUCUACUAUUCGACCAACACGUCGGAGACGGACCAGCAAGCUUGGAUCAUCUACCCAGAGGGCUUUGACGAGAGCAAGACGUACCCGCUGGCGUUCAUCACACACGGCGGGCCGCAGGGCGCGCACUCGAACUCGUGGAGCACACGGUGGAACUUCAAGGUGUGGGCGGACCAAGGCUACGUCGUCAUCGCGCCAAACCCGACGGCCAGCACGGGUUGGGGCCAGAACCUGACGGACGCCGUCCAAGGGCGUUGGGGAAGCUACCCGUACUGGGACCUGGUACACGCCUGGCAGUACGUCAACAGCACCCUCAAGUACGUCGACACGGCCAACGGCAUCGAGGCUGGCGCAUCCUUUGGCGGGUACAUGACGAACUGGAUCCAAGGCCACGAGUUCGGACGGUGGUUCAAGGCGCUCGUGACGCACGACGGUAGCACGUCGACAUUGAACCAAUACGCCAGCGAGGAGCUCUGGUUCAUGAACCACGACUUCAGCGGCCCGUUCAACGAGACCGGCUUCCAGGCCGGCUCGCCUUUCUACGACUGGAACCCGUUGCUGUACGUCAACAACUGGGCGACGCCGCACUUCGUGGUGCACAACAACCUGGACUUCCGGUUACCCGUCAGCGAAGGUAUCCUGCUGUUCAACCUACUGCAGACUAAGGGCGUGCCGAGCAAGUUCCUCAACUUCCCCGACGAGAACCACUGGGUGCUCAACCCCGAGAACAGCCUCGUGUGGCAUACCGAGAUCUUCAAGUGGAUCAAUUACUAUAGCGGUAUCAGUAAUGCCUCGAGCCCUUACUAGGGUUGAGUAAUGUCAAGUAAUUGCAGCUUGGAGAUGGGAGGAUCGCUCCCUUCCGAGUCUCCCUAAUAUAGUAAUGCUCAUAUCCAAUCCCCCAGGCGUCUAUAGCUGCCGCGCCGCUGAAUAGUCUGGUGUGAUUCAUGUGGUAAACUAUCAGGAUGGCUGAGCCACUGAUAUGAAACCCGGGUAAAGUUGGUUUGCGAAGGCUUGACGGCGGUCUGGUGUUUUGGGGCGGCGGCAGAAAGCGAAGCUGAAGGAGAGAGAAAGGUCAUGACCCCGAACCACGGGCCGACCAGAGAAGAAGGCAGAAGAAGGCCGAAGUGGAAGGCAGCAGCACGCCACCCUAAAGAAAAUACUAGUGUUGGCACGUAUCUACGCCACACGUCAUUCAGCCGGCAUCAGUAUUCGCAUUUAUAGGUAUUAGUUGCGAAUUGGCAGUUUCGAAACCGUCGCCAUCCCUUAUUCUGUUAGCGAGGUGCUGUCCGUGCAUGGUACAUUGGCCAAUAUGUAGGUACCUAAGUAUAUACCUAUGAGUAUGCCCAAUGUACUGCAUAGUAGGUACAUAUUGGAUUA
Molecule: messenger RNA, 3062 nt
Organism: Durotheca rogersii
Lineage: Eukaryota; Fungi; Ascomycota; Sordariomycetes; Xylariales; Xylariaceae
Product: alpha/beta-hydrolase
Exons: 4
Coding region: 345-2492 (715 amino acids)
Biological process (GO): proteolysis
Molecular function (GO): serine-type endopeptidase activity
Source: RefSeq, a predicted model, not a curated record